Eriocheir sinensis (Chinese mitten crab) is the source of this 3318-nucleotide messenger RNA. RefSeq lists its product as uncharacterized. The coding region runs from base 1 to 2865 and encodes 954 amino acids. NCBI's taxonomy places the organism in Eukaryota, Metazoa, Arthropoda, Malacostraca, Decapoda, Varunidae. The record is from RefSeq and is a predicted model, not a curated record. The transcript is spliced from 3 exons.
AUGGUUGAGGAGGCCAGUUUGUCAUCCUCCGAGGGUCAUAAGGGGAAGAAUGGUCUAUAUAAGGGUGUGGAAAUUGGGUCCGAGGGUGAUCUGCCAUCCUCUGAGGGUCAUAAGGGGAAGAAUGGUCUAUAUAAGGGUGUGGAAAUUGGGUCCGAGGGUGAUCUGCCAUCCUCUGAGGGUCAUAAGGGUGUGAAUGGUCUAUAUAAGGGUGUGGAAAUUGGGUCCGAGGGUGAUCUGUCAUCCUCCGAGGGUCAUAAGGGGAAGAAUGGUCUAUAUAAGGGUGUGGAAAUUGGGUCCGAGGGUGAUCUGUCAUCCUCCGAGGGUCAUAAGGGGAAGAAUGGUCUAUAUAAGGGUGUGGAAAUUGGGUCCGAGGGUGAUCUGCCAUCCUCUGAGGGUCAUAAGGGUGUGAAUGGUCUAUAUAAGGGUGCGGAAAUUGGGUCCGAGGGUGAUCUGCCAUCCUCUGAGGGUCAUAAGGGUGUGAAUGGUCUAUAUAAGGGUGUGGAAAUUGGGUCCGAGGGUGAUCUGCCAUCCUCUGAGGGUCAUAAGGGGAAGAAUGGUCUAUAUAAGGGUGCGGAAAUUGGGUCCGAGGGUGAUCUGCCAUCCUCUGAGGGUCAUAAGGGGAAGAAUGGUCUAUAUAAGGGUGUGGAAAUUGGGUCCGAGGGUGAUCUGCCAUCCUCUGAGGGUCAUAAGGGGAAGAAUGGUCUAUAUAAGGGUGUGGAAAUUGGGUCCGAGGGUGAUCUGCCAUCCUCUGAGGGUCAUACUGGGAAGAAUGGGCUAUAUAAGGGUGUGAAAAUUGGGUCCAGGGUGAUCUGCCAUCCUCUGAGGGUCAUAAGGAAGAAUGGGCUUGAUAAGGGUGUGGAAAUUGGGUCCGAGGGUGAUCUGCCAUCCUCUGAGGGUCAUACGGGGAAGAAUGGUCUAUAUAAGGGUGUGGAAAUUGGGUCCGAGGGUGAUCUGCCAUCCUCUGAGGGUCAUAAGGGGAAGAAUGGUCUAUAUAAGGGUGUGGAAAUUGGGUCCGAGGGUGAUCUGCCAUCCUCUGAGGGUCAUACAGGGAAGAAUGGUCUAUAUAAGGGUGUGGAAAUUGGGUCCGAGGGUGAUCUGCCAUCCUCUGAGGGUCAUAAGGGGAAGAAUGGGCUUGAUAAGGGUGUGGAAAUUGGGUCCGAGGGUGAUCUGCCAUCCUCUGAGGGUCAUAAGGGUGUGAAUGGUCUAUAUAAGGGUGUGGAAAUUGGGUCCGAGGGUGAUCUGCCAUCCUCUGAGGGUCAUAAGGGUGUGAAUGGUCUAUAUAAGGGUGUGGAAAUUGGGUCCGAGGGUGAUCUGCCAUCCUCUGAGGGUCAUACUGGGAAGAAUGGGCUAUAUAAGGGUGUGGAAAUUGGGUCCGAGGGUGAUCUGCCAUCCUCUGAGGGUCAUACUGGGAAGAAUGGUCUAUAUAAGGGUGUGGAAAUUGGGUCUGAGGGUGAUCUGCCAUCCUCUGAGGGUCAUAAGGGGAAGAAUGGUCUAUAUAAGGGUGUGGAAAUUGGGUCUGAGGGUGAUCUGCCAUCCUCCGAGGGUCAUAAGGGGAAGAAUGGUCUAUAUAAGGGUGUGGAAAUUGGGUCCGAGGGUGAUCUGCCAUCCUCUGAGGGUCAUAAGGGUGUGAAUGGUCUAUAUAAGGGUGUGGAAAUUGGGUCCGAGGGUGAUCUGCCAUCCUCUGAGGGUCAUAAGGGUGUGAAUGGUCUAUAUAAGGGUGUGGAAAUUGGGUCUGAGGGUGAUCUGCCAUCCUCUGAGGGUCAUAAAGAGAAGAAUGGGCUGGAUAAGGGUGUGAAGGGGGCUGUCGAGGCUGUACCCAGUUUAGAGUCACCCCAAUACCAGGCUGUACCCAAUUUAGAAGCCCAGGAGAGUCGGAAUGUGUUAGGGGGACUUUACGAGGAUGUACCCAGGUUAGAAAUUCACCAGGACCAGGUUGUACCCACUUCAGAAGCUCAGACAGUUCAAAUUAAGGAGUUGCCCAGUGAACGGACCCCCCAAUACCAGGCCAUACCCACUUUAGAACCCCAUGCCCAGACUGUAGCCAUUGCAGAAUCCCCCCAGUACCACAACGUACCCACUUUAGAACUGCAUGCCCAGACUGUACCCACUUCAGAACCGCAUGCCCAGACUGUACCCAUUUCAGAAUCCCCCCAGUACCAGAACGUACCCACUUCAGAACCGCAUGCCCAGACUGUACCCAUUUCAGAAUCCCCCCAGUACCAGAACGUACCCACUUUAGAACCGCAUACCCAAACUGUACCCAUUUCAGAAUCCCCCCAGUACCAGAACGUACCCACUUUAGAACCACAUGCCCAGACUGUACCCAUUUCAGAAUCCCCCCAAUACCAGAAUGUACCCACUUUAGAACCGCAUACCCAAACUGUACCCAUUUCAGAAUCCCCCCAGUACCAGAACGUACCCACUUCAGAACCCCAAACCCACACUGUACUUGAUAAACCCACAUCUACCCACACUCUACCCAUAAUAGCGACCCACCAGGAGACCGUGCCCACUCCAGAACGCCCCAGAGCAGUGCGGCCGGCGAGGGUGCGUGGUCUGACCUGUGCGCUAUAUGAUCUUGGCCACAGGGGAAGGAGCGAGGUGGUUCUGACGUUGACCUGGCGUGACCCCUGGACCUCCGAGGCUUUGGGGUGCCCGGGGUUGGUCUAUGAGGUGGUUCUGGAGUAUACUGGAGGAGAGGAGGAUACCAGUAGUAGUAGUAGGGGUAGUAUUGUUGUGGUUCUUGUAAGUGAGGAGAAGUAUGUGCGGGUCUUCAGGUCUGCCGUCGAGGGUGUGAGUGCGUGGGUGACCUGUAUCUGUGCAGGUGUGGAGGGUAUGGAACGGCAUAUCAGGUGUGGGGUGUAGGAAAGCUGUUUUUAGGAAGAUAUUUCACGCUAGAAUCCAAUUUAUCAAACCUGUAUAUUUCCAGUUUGUCUUGCGUUCCUAUAAUUAAUAUUUUUAGCUAGGUUAUAUGUAAUUGGGGUCAGUCUAUAAGCCUAUUUCUAUGCCCUUGAGAAAUAGGGAAUCGCUCUUGUAAGCUGAUUUCUGCUCCGAUGAGAUUUUUGUUAAGAUCAUAGGAGUGGGCUGAGUAGGGCGCUGAUGUCUACGAGUGUUUUAUAAGUUCGUUCCUCGUAAGUUUGGUUUUAAUUUUAUGUGUACCGUAAAAGCAGUUUAUGUAUAUGUAUCUUCCGAUGGUGGGAGAUGGUAUUUAUUUGCCUGGUGUGCGGGUGUGGAAGGCUUGAGGUGGUAUUUUAAGUUUAUAGGAGAGUGUGUUUUUAUAAUUUUAGGGAGGAAUGUUUUUGGGGUAGGGGUUGAGGA